UCCCUUGAAACAUAGAGCGCAAGUCACUACGCGACUUCGAGCACGCUUCAAUUGUGUCUGAUACAGACUAUUCUACAUCAUGGCUUCCCCGGCCCCCGCCGCUCUCUGGGAAGCUCUUCCUGUUCCGACACUCGACCGACCUUUUGGUAUACAAUUAUGGCCUUACUUCAGCAAGGCUUUUGAAGUAGUAGCGGGUUAUCCUGCUGACGACUUUCGAUUCGUAGCCGGCAAGACGCCAAUGUCUACUCUGAAGGAGACAUUGUCAUUUAUUGUCAUAUACUACCUAAUCAUCUUCGGCGGUCGCGAGUAUAUGCGCAACAGAGAGCCCUUUAAGUUGAAGGCUCUCUUCUUGAUCCACAACUUCUAUCUUACCGCUAUUAGUGGUAUACUUCUAGCACUAUUUAUCGAGCAAUUGCUACCAACCAUCGCUCGCCAUGGAAUCUUCUUUACGAUCUGCGAUACCGACGGCGGUUGGACGCAGCCUCUGGUGGUUCUUUACUACCUGAACUACCUCACCAAGUACCUGGAACUUUUGGACACCGUAUUCCUGUUCUUGAAGAAGAAGCCUCUAACCUUCCUACACUGCUACCACCACGGCGCUACCGCAUUCCUCUGCUACACCCAGCUCCUCGGUUCGACCGCCGUGUCGUGGGUCGUUAUUACCUUGAACCUGACCGUCCACGUCGUUAUGUACUGGUACUACUUCCAGAGUGCUCGCGGAAUCCGUAUCUGGUGGAAGGAAUGGAUCACCCGCCUACAGAUCAUUCAGUUCAUCAUUGACCUUGGAUUUGUCUACUUCGCUUCGUACACGUACUUCACGUCUACUUACUUCCCGAGCAUGCCGAGCGCAGGCAAGUGUGCCGGAGAGGAGUUUGCCGCUUUCGCUGGUAUUGGUACUCUGACCUCUUACCUGGUUCUCUUCAUCUCUUUCUACUUCGCUACAUACAAGAAGGACCAAAGGGCACCAAGCACGCGUAAGACUCUUCGCCGCAUGUCGCAGGCUCCUCUUCCGGACCAUCACACCGUUGCACACGCGGCACAAAUACCGCAAGCCAAGGCCACCGGAAUUAAGACUAACGGAGUCACAACUCGAUCCCGAAAGGCUUAAAGCAUAAGUUGGUGUUGCUAGUCCAGAUACAUGGCCCGUAGUUGACGAUAUUUGGAUCACCAUUUCAAGUUAAAACAUUUUUGUAUUCCGAUAUGAAUAACGGACUCGGGUGCUAGGAGCUACGUAGAGGCCG
Molecule: messenger RNA, 1241 nt
Organism: Daldinia vernicosa
Lineage: Eukaryota; Fungi; Ascomycota; Sordariomycetes; Xylariales; Hypoxylaceae
Product: GNS1/SUR4 membrane protein
Exons: 4
Coding region: 80-1108 (342 amino acids)
Biological process (GO): fatty acid elongation, monounsaturated fatty acid; fatty acid elongation, polyunsaturated fatty acid; very long-chain fatty acid biosynthetic process
Cellular component (GO): endoplasmic reticulum membrane
Molecular function (GO): fatty acid elongase activity
Source: RefSeq, a predicted model, not a curated record